Molecule: messenger RNA, 542 nt
Organism: Pieris napi
Lineage: Eukaryota; Metazoa; Arthropoda; Insecta; Lepidoptera; Pieridae
Exons: 3
Coding region: 139-498 (119 amino acids)
Source: RefSeq, a predicted model, not a curated record
AAAUAAUAAAGUUAAAUAACCUUACGUAUAAGAUGAAUACACGGCUUUAAUCAAAUGACUGAUAAGUAAGAUAAUGGUCCGUGCGUUAUCGUCGCGAUCACUUCUACAUAUAGUUUAUCAGACCCUUGACGUGCCAAAAUGAUGAAGUUAUUACUAGUUGUUUGUGUGGCAGUGGUGUCUCUCACUAGUGGUGCAGUGGUGAGACCCACUAACAGGUCUAGUUUGAGCGUGGGUUACAUUACAAAUGGCGACCGAUUGUUGCAUAGACAGUAUCUGAACAAACAGCCUGUCCCCAACGCUGUUCAGUACCAGGACUUCAUAUUCCGUGGGAAUGCUACGACCAGAAUAGCAGCGUUGACGGCGACGGAAAUAGGCUACAGCCAGAACGCUUACCCCUGGAUUACAUCGGGGGGCGUCGGGUACAAUUAUGCCACAGUAAGGGUUCAAAGUGCAAGGGGUUUGGGCUACUAUUACGUCAUUGAUGUUUGGGGACGAUAGUUCUAAUUCGUAUAAGAAGACAUUCAUUAAAAUCAAUAGAUGGA